GUCAGAAUUAUCAGUAGUCGGUGGAAACUUAUCCAAGCGUUACAUAAGUUUAGCUCCUGAUCACUGUACCGAGGUUUCAAUUAGAAUACUUUAAUUAGUCUUAUUUUUUUCGAGUAUUAUAGAGGCAGAAAGAAACAGUGAAGAUGUAUAAAUUCGUAGCUUUGUUCGUCGCCCUGUGCGGGAUAAGUGUUGGCUUCGCAAGUCCUGUUCGGAAAUCUAUCGUGUAUUACCGUCAGGCUUACAUGACACCUCAGACUAUGUAUGGAUUCCAUUACCAAAAUCAACAGUUGCAAGACGAAAAUCCUUCAACAGGAAUUGCUGCCUUUGCUGUCGGAAAUACAAUUGCUCCUGGAACAUAUCUGAAGGACUGUGAAACUAAAGAUGUUGAAAGUGCCGAACAGCCAGCUGAAGAUGAGCAGAAUGUACUAUCUGUUGCUGAAGCUUUGCCGGAGUCCGAUAUUGUUCCACUCGAAGAUGAAACUCAGAGCGAUGUUCCAACCGAUAGCGAUCAGGUAGCCGACGAAACUAAUGAUGAUGAACCCGCCGCUGCUCCUGCUAUUUCCCCUGUAAUUCCUGCCGUGAUACCAGUGGCAGUACCGGCUAAGAAGAAAAAAGUUAUCGUGCAGUCCGAUUCCGCCGAGGAUGAUGUUCCAGCACUCCCAGUUGGUUUCUUCCCAAUCAACUUCGGAAGCACCAAAGGAGCAGUCAUUGCUGUCGCCAACUCGUACAGCACUGGAAAGGAAGGAACUGCCAUUAGUACCGCGAAUGCUCACGGAAGUCCCGCUGCGGCCGAGCUGAGGAGAAUUGCACCAGUCCAGCUGAAACAAAAACCCGCCAAGCUUCGCGCCAGGAAACAUUAGAACACUGGCCAGCUUCCUCUAUCUUGAUGAACAUCCUGAAUUAUCGAGUGAUAAACGAUUUUGCCUUAGGUUUAUGAAGUAAAAGUUCAAACUCGAAUCGACUAGCAACUUGAUUCAGCAAUUUAGCAAACAUUUAAUAUUUAUUGUAAUUAAAAAAGCUCUUCCCGAAGUCGUCUCAAAUAUACCUGAUUUUAAUAAUUA
This is a messenger RNA of Toxorhynchites rutilus septentrionalis, 1061 nucleotides long. RefSeq lists its product as uncharacterized. Lineage: Eukaryota; Metazoa; Arthropoda; Insecta; Diptera; Culicidae. The transcript has 3 exons. The record is from RefSeq and is a predicted model, not a curated record. The coding region runs from base 144 to 860 and encodes 238 amino acids.